This is a messenger RNA of Ostreococcus tauri, 1659 nucleotides long. Its product is annotated as unnamed product. The coding region runs from base 1 to 1659 and encodes 552 amino acids. The record is from RefSeq and is a predicted model, not a curated record. NCBI's taxonomy places the organism in Eukaryota, Viridiplantae, Chlorophyta, Mamiellophyceae, Mamiellales, Bathycoccaceae. The transcript has a single exon.
AUGGCGAUGAAAUCCACGAGCGAAGAUCUGAAGCGAGAGAACGAGGAACAGCGCGUGGAGAUUCGUCGGCUUGAGGCGGAGCGAUCGGCGACGUUGGCACAGCACGCCGCACUCAAGGCAGCAAUCGAGAGCGGCAAGCGACAGCGGCGUGCGCUCAUGGAGAAGCAACAACAACUUGUAGACGUCGUGGAUGAAGUUCAUAAGAAUCAAACACGUGCCGCUGAGCUUCUCGAAGAGUCGAAAGGAAACUACGACGUGUCGAGCAAGCUUGUUGAGGAUCGGUUGAAGGACGACACGGAGGUUUUGGAAAAGCUCAAGACGAUGACGGAAAACUUAACGACGAAAGCCGAGGAACUCGAUCGCGAGAAGUCACACUCUCGCAAGUUGAGCGCGGAUCUUGGUAAUUUGCACACCCAAUUUGAUAGCGCUAUGGAUGAGCUUGCCGAGACGAAGAAGGAGUUGAAGGAAACGGAAAAGCGGUCUACAGAGUUGAAGCUCGAGCUUGAGAAAAGUUUGGAUUUGUUGAACACAAAAGGCGAACAAAUGAAGACACUCGAGCGGGCACAGGUGGAAGUUGAGAAUAACAUGAAAAUACUUCACGAAGAUAACAUGCGCGUCGUGAAGAAUCAACUCAAAGACGCGCAGGAAAGGAGUGCGGCUGCACAGGAGCAGAUAGUUGCGUGGGAGGCGAAGAGUGUCGAACUUGAACGUAAAUUGGCGAACACUAAACGUGAAUUGGGAAUGAAAUCUCGAGAUCAUGAUACGCUAAAGUUGACCGUCCCAACGAUGGCGAGCGAAAUCGACAGUCUCAGGGCCAAAAAUAGAUCUUACGAGUUACGAGUCGGUGACACCAAUACGGAAAUGGAGAAGCUUGAAGCUGAAAUCCACGCGAAGAAUGCGGAACUGAAGAGUGCACUCACGGAGAAAAGAGGAUCUGAAAGCGAGUUACAAGCAAUGCAUGUCAAGCAUGACGCGUUGUCCAAUCAACACGAAGCUCUGAAAGGCACGAUUGAGAAGCAACGCAACGAGCUCGAGACGCUGCAAACAAAAGUGAAGACGCUUGAGGUUGCUCUCGAGACCGCUGACAGGACGCAAGAGGCUGCCAUCAGCGCGAAAAUGACGAAAGAAAUCGAACAAAUUACCAAGAGAAACAAAGAGUGGAUGUACAAGAAGGAAAGUGAACACGCACAAGCGCUCGCAGAAAAGGAAGCCGAGAUUGACUCGCUGAGAGCAUCUCUCGAUGAACUUCGCACUCGCGUUGUUGAGUCAUCAUCACGCCAUAAACCCGAGCGAGUGCGCCCUGUUGAUGAGAUUCCGGCAUCAAACGGUAGGGGUGCACGCGAAGAGGCGGCGAUUCCAACUCCCUUGCUCGUCGGCGAUCGGCGUCGCGCAAGGUCUCGACCGCGUUCCGCCAAACGUGAGCGUGAGUCGCCUCCCGAAGAGCGUCGUGAUCCUGUGCUCACCAAGCGGGACGUUGUAAAGCCUACCAGAACGACCGACAAUGCGAGAGAAACUACGCCUCGGCGAGCUUCCGGGUCGAAAAAAGUCAAGAAAACUAAGAAGGACCUCAAGAGCGAAGUGCGCGCUGUCGCACUUCGAGCGGCUGAAUGGGAGGAAGACGCAGACGACGAUUGGGAUCCGUUCGCCUUCGUCGAAUGA